Messenger RNA from Trichoderma asperellum CBS 433.97, 836 nucleotides. RefSeq lists its product as uncharacterized. Lineage: Eukaryota; Fungi; Ascomycota; Sordariomycetes; Hypocreales; Hypocreaceae. Gene Ontology annotation, biological process: dephosphorylation; thiamine metabolic process; thiamine diphosphate metabolic process. Gene Ontology annotation, molecular function: thiamine triphosphate phosphatase activity; magnesium ion binding. The record is from RefSeq and is a predicted model, not a curated record.
AUGGCUUUCCGACGACUACCCAUAUCGACUUGUGUACUAGAAGUAGAACGCAAAUUCCGCUCACUUGCAGUUCGUGAGCUGACUCAAUAUGGCGGGCUUCCUCACUUCAAGAGUCUUCAGAGACUUCCUGACCAGAUAAUACGCGACUCUUACUACGACAAGUCGAAUAUCCUCUCUUCGGUCGGAGCAUGGAUAAGAAACAGAGACGGAGAGUGGCAAGCAAAAAUCAGAAAGGGGGGCAAUUUCACCAACUCCAGAUUUGAAGAGCUUAGCAGCAUUGAGGAUAUUGCGGCAUACAUCAAACGCACCACUGGAAUCGAUGCCGGAGAAGCCAUAGACUUCGGACUACAGGCCACUGCUACCUUUUCCACUAGACGCGAAACCUGGGUAGCAGAUGACGAGUUCCACGUUGUCCUCGACACGAUGGACUUUGGCCACCAGGUUGGUGAAAUCGAGCUGCAAAAGACCUUGGUUGGCGAGGAUGGAGGUGUGCCAACCGAGCAGCAAAAGCAAAACGAAAUGCAAAUCAUGGACGACAGGAUUGUCUCUUUUAUGGAGACCUAUUCGUGGGCGUUUUCUCCAGGCGAUCCAAAGGGAAAGCUGACGGCUUACUUUGAGCGAUUCCAGCGGUAAGAUGUGUGGAGGGCAAAGGACAUGUGGAAGGCAAAAAUCCGAAAUGAGAUGUAGUACAGGAUGGAUGUAUUGGACUUGCAAGUGAAAAUAAAGACGGCGUCUUUCCCGACUUCGGAGGUUGAAGCUGUGGCUAUCCGUCCAACCAUCUCCUUCUUGCUUAUCAUUUCUUAUUUAUAGCAAAUGCUGCAAUCAUUUAAUUUGUG